AUGGAAGAGCAUAAAAAAGCCCUUUCCGAUUUACAAGCCACUCACCAAUCCAGCCAAAAAGAGCAAGCCCAACAAAUCCGAGAUUUAACUUUUAAAUUAGACCAACAGAAGAAUCAGCAUAACCAAGAUAUAAAAACUUUAUCCCUUCAAAAAUCCACCAUAGAAAUUAAUUUUAGCCAUUUUAAAGAAGAGCAAGCCCAGCAACUUACCUAUUUAAAAGAAUUAUUAAACUUACCUGCUCCUACCUUUGCUGAUUUAACUGAAAGAAUAAAGCCUUUUGUUCGGUUAGAAAAAGAAGCUAAUUUAUUAGCUCAGCAAGAAAAGCAAUUAAAUCAGCACCAGCAAUUAGCCCAGGAAAUCAAAGGAAUGGUGGAUAGCCCCGUAGACCUAAUUAAUUAUGAAGAAAAUGAUUUAGGAGAUUAUGAUAAUAUUGAAAUCAAAUUCAAAAGUGGCAAAAAACAAAGAACUAAACCUGCUAAUUAUGAAGAACCAACCGAACCCGAUAAAAGAGAACUUUUCCUAAAAAGAGAAGAAAUCAUAUUAUUCUUUAAUAACUCUACCAAAACCCCUAAUUUAUUAGAUGCUGAAACUAUUUACUUGGAGGAUUUAAGAGUAUACGGCAUCCGACAUCUCACCUCCAAAAAAGAAGAACGGCAAAAUAACCCUGAAAUAGAAUUAAACGAAGCCCAAUUCAUAGCCUUAGAAAGAGACAAACGGAGAGAACGGCAAAAAAGUAUUAAAGAAUUCGAAAAUAAAAAAGGCUGUUUAGGAAAACAUAUUCUAACCUAUGGCACUAGUUUCGAACAAAGAGAAGAAAAAGCCUUAGAAAUUAAGGAGAUGGAAGAGCAAGAGGAAGAUAAUGAAGUAGAACCAUCCCAAGAAAAAUAUUUAGAAAUCAAAAAAUAA
Funneliformis geosporum is the source of this 906-nucleotide messenger RNA. The record is from the annotation of a GenBank genome assembly. Lineage: Eukaryota; Fungi; Glomeromycota; Glomeromycetes; Glomerales; Glomeraceae.